Molecule: messenger RNA, 6933 nt
Organism: Dromiciops gliroides (monito del monte)
Lineage: Eukaryota; Metazoa; Chordata; Mammalia; Microbiotheria; Microbiotheriidae
Product: deleted in malignant brain tumors 1 protein-like
Exons: 42
Cellular component (GO): membrane
Source: RefSeq, a predicted model, not a curated record
AUGAAGGAAGCAGGUGUGGUAUGCAGGCAGCUCGGCUGUGGGGAAGCCAUUUCUGCCCCCCGUGGGGCCCACUUUGGCCCAGGCUCAGGGAAAAUUCUCCUGGACAAUGUGCAGUGCAGUGGUGAGGAAAGUCACCUGGCUCAGUGCUCCCAUGAUGACUGGUUCACCCACAACUGUGGACACAGAGAAGAUGCCAGUGUCAUCUGUUCAGCAGACUCAGAAUUACUGCCAUCCUCAUCCUCAUCCUCAUCUUCAUCUUCAUCCUCAACCCUGCUUUUAUCACCAGCAUCAUCGCCAUCACUCCCUGAACUCCCUCUACCGUCUUCAAAAAUACCUCAUCCAUCAAACAUUCAGCCUUCUGUGAGACUGUCAGAUGGGACAGGAAGAUGUUCAGGUCGUGUGGAAGUUUACUACCAAGGGACCUGGGGGACGGUGUGUGAUGACCACUGGGAGAUGAAGGAAGCAGGUGUGGUGUGCAGGCAGCUUGGCUGUGGGGAGGCUGUUUCUGCCCCCCGUGGGGCUCACUUUGGCCCAGGCUCAGGGAAAAUUCUCCUCGACAAUGUGCAGUGCAGUGGUGGGGAAACCCACCUGGCUCAGUGCUCCCAUGAUCCCUGGUUCAAACACAACUGUGGUCACAAAGAAGAUGCCAGUGUCAUCUGUGCAGGUGAUGAAAAUUCAGCAGAUACUUCACCAGUACCUCCUGAACAUCCAGUUUCUAAGCCAUCACUGAUGUUAGCCGAACACUCAGCAGCUGUCCUUCCAGAUCAUGAAAAUGCAGCUCCUUCUAAAUCUCAAGGAGAAUGGGUGCCACUGCGGCUAGUAGGAGGUGAAGGAAGAUGUUCGGGACGAGUUGAAGUUUAUUACCAAGGAGAAUGGGGGACUGUGUGUGAUGAUCUCUGGGAUAUGAAACAAGCAAAUGUGGUGUGCAGGCAACUAGAAUGUGGCUGGGCCAUUUCAGCACCAAGCGAGGCCCAUUUUGGGCAAGGAUCUGGGAAAAUUCAUCUGGACAAUGUGCACUGUAAGGGAAAUGAAAAUUCUCUCGAACAGUGUUCCCAUACAGGCUGGCUUUCCCACAACUGUGGCCAUGGAGAAGAUGCUAGUGUCAUCUGUUCAGAUGCUGAAAAUUCAUCUGUUAUACCACCAGGUCUUCCACUUGCUGCUCCUGUAGAGAUAAAUGGAAAAUCUUCCUGUGGUGGCAUCAUCUCAAAUACAUCUGGGGCAAUUAGAAACCCUCCCAAAAAUGAAAUGCACGACAACAUAACAUGCAUUUGGGAAAUAAAGGCCAAUUCAUCUGAUCACAUAUUGCUGGCAUUUCCUUAUCUUAACCUGGACUGCACUAAUGAAUAUUUUGAUAUCCUGGAUGGAGAUCGAUUUUCUUCUGUUUCCCUGGGGAGGAUUUGUAAUGGAACCUACCCCACAUACUCUUCUUCUUCUAACACAAUGACACUUGUGUACUACCGCAGUUACAACAAUAUAGGAAAGAACUUUGUUGCUUAUUACUAUUCUGAGGCCAAAGGCAGUUGCCUUCCUAAGUUUAACUACAUCCUGGGCUCUCAGCCCAAACAUGAUGAAGAUGAUGAUGCUAUUGGUGUUGAUGAUGUUGGUGAUGGUGAUGGAGACUGGCCAAAACUACAGCUGGUUGGUGGUCCUGGGAGAUGUGCAGGAAGAGUCGAAGUCCUUUACCAAGGGAACUGGGGAACUGUGUGUGAUGACCUAUGGGACCUUAAUGAAGCAGAAGUAGUAUGCAGGCAGCUCAAAUGUGGACACGCUGUUUCUGCCCCAGGGAAGGCUCAUUUUGGCCCAGGCUCAGGUGAAAUUCUCCUGGACAACAUGCAGUGUGCAGGAGUUGAACGUUACCUUGGACAAUGCUCCCACUCUGGUUGGUCUGAACACAAUUGUGGUCACCACGAAGACGCCAGUGUCAUCUGCUCAGGUACACCCUCAUCUCUCAAAAAACCACUUCCUUUAUUAUAAGACUGGCCAGAAUUGCGGCUGGUGGGUGGCUCAGGACGAUGUGCAGGACGAGUGGAGGUCCAUUAUCAAGAGAUCUGGGGCACGGUGUGUGAUGACCUGUGGGAUUUAAAUGAGGCCGAGGUAGUAUGCAGGCAGCUGGGGUGUGGACAGGCCGUGUCGGCCCCUGGAGAAGCGCACUUCGGCCCAGGCUCGGGAAACAUCCUCUUGGACAAUAUGCAGUGUGCCGGGACUGAACACUACCUAGGCCAGUGCUCCCACUCUGGAUGGUCCAAUCACAACUGUGGUCAUCAUGAAGAUGCUGGCGUCAUCUGUUCAGGUAUAUGUUAUUCUCCACCACCCUAGUUCAGGCCCUUGACACCUCCCUGAACUAAUUCUCUGCUACAAGAGUAUAUCAAGUCAAAAAUAAAUUCUUGUGGUGGUGUCAGUUCAAGUCUUUCUGGCUCAUUUUCUAGUCCGUGGUACCCGGGAAAUUACCCUACAGACAUACAAUGUGUCUGGGAGAUACAUGUGGAUAAGAAAUUCCAUAUUGAGCUCAUGAUUCCAACUCUGAAGCUGGAAGACAUCUAUGGCUGUCCUUAUGAUUUCAUUGAAAUAUUUGAUGGACCACAAGUGGCCUCUCUGUCCAUGGGAAGAUUCUGCUCAGCUGUAGCACUCACAUUUUUCUCUUCUUCAAACAUCAUGACAGUUGUUUUCAGAAGUGACUCUAUGAUCACCAACUCAGGCUUUUAUGCGAUGUACAAUGCUGUUAGGCAAAAUGAACAGGAAACAAAUGAAGGACCAGAACUGCGCCUUGUUGGUGGUUCCGGGAGAUGUGCAGGAAGAGUUGAGGUUCAUUACGAGGGGACCUGGGGCACAGUGUGUGAUGACCUAUGGGAUCUAAAGGAAGGAGAAGUGGUAUGCAGGCAACUCAAAUGUGGAAAAGCUAUUUCAACCCCUGGGGAAGCUCACUUUGGACCAGGCUCAGGAAGCAUUCUCCUGGAUAACAUACAGUGUGCAGGAAAUGAGAACCAUCUUGGACAGUGUGCCCACUCUGGUUGGUAUGAACACAACUGUGGUCAUCAUGAAGAUGCUGGAGUCAUCUGUUCAGGAGGAAGUAACUCUUGUGGUGGAGUCAUCUCAAAUCUUUCUGGCUCAUUUUAUAGCCCUUGGCAUCCUAAAAACUAUCCCACAGAUUUAGAAUGUGUGUGGGUUAUACAUGUGAAGGAGAAUUUCCACAUAGAACUUCAGGUCCCCAGUUUGAAACUAGAAGAUAUCUAUGGGUGCCCUUAUGACUUUCUUGAAGUCUUUGAUGGAGGGCAAGCUGCCUACCUGUCCAUGGGGAGAUUCUGUGCUGGGACAGAGCUCUCAUUUUUCUCUUCUUCAAACAAAAUGACAGUUGUGUUCAGAAGUGACUCUAUGGUCACCAACACGGGCUUCUUUGCAAUGUAUAAUGCUAUUCCGCAAGGUGAACGGGAAGCCGAUAUGUCCCUGAGAUUGGUGAAUGGAAGUCACAGGUGUGAAGGUCGUGUGGAGGUAUACUACAAUGGCACCUGGGGAACAGUGUGUGAUGACAGCUGGGACUUGACAGAUGCCAAGGUUGUAUGUCAGCAGAUGGGCUGUGGACAAGCUCUGUCUGCACCAGGACAUAACCACUUUGUGGGAGGUUCAGGACCCAUAAUUCUGGAUGAUGUGCAGUGCAUUGGAAAUGAAGCCAAAGUAUGGCAGUGUGUGCAUAAUAGCUGGUUCUCUCAUAACUGUGUUCACCAAGAAGAUGCCAGUGUUAUCUGCUCAGGUAUGCUCCAGUUGGCACUAUCAGGUCACCCAGCUAAUGAAAAUUUCCAUUGUGGUGGUUUGCUCACAAAUUCCUCAGGCUCUUUUUCCAGCCCUCAGUACCCCAAAAAAUACCCUACAAAUAUAGUGUGUGUCUGGGAAAUACAAGUGGACAGCAAUGCUCAUGUCAAGCUCAUAUUUGAAGUAAUGAUGAUGGAAAACUUAUAUGGCUGUCCUUAUGACUUCGUGGAAAUAUUUGAUGGUCCUCAGAGUCCGUCAUUUUCCCUGGGGAGAUUCUGUUUUGGUACCAUCCCAAUAUUUAAAUCUUCCUCCAACACCAUGACUGUUGUGUUCCACAGUGAUGCCAUCAUCACUAAUACUGGCUUCUAUGCUUCCUACGAUUCCCUCAUACAAGACAAAAAUGAAAGUGACAUUUCUUUAAGAUUGAUGAACGGAAGUCACCGAUGUGAAGGACGAGUUGAAGUGUACUACAAUAACACCUGGAGCACAGUGUGUGAUGACAGCUGGGACCUCCGGGAUGCACAGGUUGUGUGCAGACAGCUGGAUUGUGGAAAAGCUAUUGCAGCCCCAGGACUGGCAUAUUUUGACCGAGGUUCAGGAUCUAUUGCUUUGGAUGAUGUGGAAUGUGUUGGAAAUGAAGCAAAACUGUGGCAUUGCCUUAACAAUGGCUGGUUCUCCCAUAAUUGUGGUCAUCAUGAGGAUGCCGGAGUUAGAUGUUCAGUAGCAGUUCUUCCAAGUUCAACAGAAUCACCCCCAGCAGCUGGUAGAUCUCUUAAUACAACAGAUGUUUGCCCUCUCUUUACCAACUUGGCUGUCAAGUUCUUGCAGGCAAGCCUCACUUUAGAUUCAUUUUGCCCUCUAUCAAUCCAGGGUCCAGGUGUCAGGUUAGUGGAUGGCCAGAAUAGAUGUGAAGGGCAUGUGGAAAUCUAUUACAAUGACACCUGUGGGACCAUAUGAGAUGACAGCUGGACCAUCGGAGAUGUCCACAUUGUCUGUGGAUUAGCUGUGGCCUCGCUUUCAGGAACCAGAUUUGGCCUUGGCACAGGCAGUAUUACCUUGGAUGAUGUCAACUGUACAGAGGAGGAGUCUCCCUUGGAACAGUGCCCUCACAGUAAUUGGUUCAGUCACAACUGUGGGCACCAUGAAGAUGUUAGUGUAAUCUGUUCAAAUAUGUUGAUUCCUCAUCAACAGGAAAGCCAGGUCUUGAUGGAAGUGCAGGAGCAGCAUCCAGCAGAUAUACUAGUAAUAAGGCUGGUGAAUGGCAAGAACAGGUGUGAAGGUCGUUUGGAAGUUCAUCACAAUGAAAUCUGGGGAACUGUAUGCGAUGACCUCUGGAGCAUCUCAGCUGCUAAUGUGGUGUGCAGACAGUUGGGCUGUGGAGUUGCCCUGUCUGCCCCAAGGAAUAGCCUAUUUGGCAAGGGAUCAGGCAGCAUUUUCCUGGAUGAUGUACAGUGUGAUGGCAAUGAGACCAAUAUUGGGCAGUGCCAACAUCUUGGUCUGUCUAUACAUAACUGUGGUCACCAUGAAGAUGCUGGGGUCGUUUGUUCAGAGUUGCCAGAUGUCAGACUGGUGAAUGGAAGAAGCAAGUGUGAAGGACGCCUGGAAGUGUAUUACAACGGGACAUGGGGGACUGUGUGUGAUGACCUCUGGGGUAUCAAUGCAGCUCAUGUGGUAUGCAGGCAGCUGGACUGUGGGGAGGGAAUGAGUGCCCUGCAGAAUGGCUAUUUUGGGGAGGGCUCCGGAAGCAUCCUCCUGGAUGAUGUGCAGUGCCAAGGAAAUGAGACCACCCUGGGGCAGUGUCGCCACCGUGGCUUGUCUGUCCACAACUGCGGUCACCAUGAAGACGCAGGAGUAAUUUGCUCAGCAUCAGCUAUGGAAAUGACCACUUUAUCUGCAUCAACCAUGGAAAUGACCAGCAAUCCUGCAUCAACCACAAAAGGGACCACUUCACCUGCUCCCACUGAAGUAGAAACAGCCCCUACACCUGAUUUGCCACUCAGACUUGUGAAUGGAGGGAACCGGUGUGAGGGUCGGAUUGAAGUCCGUUACAAGGGCCUAUGGGGCACCGUGUGUGAUGACCAUUGGAACAUAAAGAAUGCACGAGUUGUCUGCAGGCUGCUUGGCUGUGGCAAGGCUGUAGGAGCCCCUGGACGUGGACACUUUGGGGCAGGAGUGGGAAAUAUAUUACUAGAUGAUGUACGCUGUGUAGGAAAUGAGGCUUCUUUGGAUCAAUGUCAUCAUUCAGGAUGGGCCGUCCACAACUGCAAACACCAGGAAGAUGCAGGGGUCAUCUGUGCCGGUUUAACCAGUUCUGUUGUACCCAAGGAAAACACCCAGCUUUCUUGCUUCCCAGAUCGAUUCCAAGCUGUCAUUGACCGAGGCUACCUUCAGCAACUAGGCUACUCUCCCUGGAAUGUGCACAUGAAUGACAGGUUAUGCAGACCACAGAUUGCAGGACGCUUUCUUAUAUUUGACAUACCUUUCGGCAAAUGUGGGACAAUCAGACAGGACAAGUUUGGUUCUGUCAGUUACUCCAACACAAUCAGGACAAGAAGCCGGGCGCACUCAGGCCGCAUCAUUGUAAAGCACAGGGUGCCUCAGCUGAAAUUCACGUGCAACACAGACCGAACUCCAGUAGUUGAAAUCAUCCAUGUGACUGACACCCCUGAGGAGGAUAGUCAGUUUGCCAACUAUGAUGUAUCCAUAACAUUUAUUGAGUCACCAGAACUCCAGGUUCCAGAGACCAUGACAUCUCACCACGAUGGCCCAGGGAAAGAGGUCUUCUUUCAAGCCACACUCCAUAGCCCAGAUCCAAACCUAAUGCUAUUUGUGGACACAUGUGUGGCCUCUCCUGAUGCCAAUGAUUUUUCAACUGUGAAGUAUGUCUUAAUCCAACAAGGAUGCAUUAAGGACAAUUCCUAUGCAAACCUUGACUCUCACCACAAGAAUGUGGCACAGUUCAAAUUCAACGCCUUCAACUUCCUGGACAACUAUAAUGUGGUUUAUCUACAGUGUAAGGUUGUGGUGUGCAAGGCAGAUGACUACUCUUCACGAUGCUACAAGGGCUGCAUGGGUCGGAACAAGCGAGAUACUAGUGACCAGGGAGAAAUAGAAGCGGCAAAGGAGGGAUCUGCAUUUAUAGGACCUUUGGAGAUACAGAAAGGAGUCAAUCAGAGGAGGCUACAGUGA